Blumeria graminis f. sp. triticale is the source of this 1545-nucleotide messenger RNA. The record is from the annotation of a GenBank genome assembly. Lineage: Eukaryota; Fungi; Ascomycota; Leotiomycetes; Helotiales; Erysiphaceae.
AUGCAGCAUGAUAUGCUGAAUCAGGUAUCUCAAAUUUGUAUAAGGUGCACUUACAUGUUAGAAAAUAUGCAUAGAACGCCUCAUACGAAGUUAUUAUUUGGCCCCCAAAUUCGAAAAAUUACUUUCCGAGCCUUGAAGCCAUAUUCGCAAAACUUAAGAACCGAUCAAUUCAGGCAACGAUGUAGAAGAACAACAUACUCUGUUCCAAGCUGUACGAAAUAUGCGCCGAUUUAUACGAAAUUCCAAAACUCUAAAACCCCAAGUGAAAAUGAAGAAAGACCGAUCAUGAGAUCAAAUAACCUAUUCCAUCCAUUUUCACGUUCCCCAAGUCUUGAGAUAAAGAAGCGGGCUGCAACUAUGAAAAAAAAUGCCUAUUGUCCACAUCCAGAUCACAAUCAGACCCGAAUUCCUACAAGUCCAAAUGACCCGGAAUCUAGAAAGGUUACCUCAGGCUCGCUCGCGCCGGCUCAUGUCAACUUUGAAUGCCCAGACUGCGGCAUUCCAGUCGCAUGCUCUGAGGAACACUGGGCUGAUGACUACGAGGCACAUUUGGAGAUUUGCGAUACGCUAAGGCAAAUUAAUGAAGAUGACCAUGAUCUGAGAUCAGGGCGUUUCUUUCCUGAAUUUACAUAUCCUACAUACCAAAUUGAAGAGGCAAUGGUCAACAUGACCAACUGGGAUACACUCUUGUACUCCAGGAACUUUAACGCCAUAAAUAAUGAGAGAAGUCUGAGGCAAGCCACAAAACUCUUAACCUAUCCCAUCACAAUCGGUAGCAUCCUACACGAACUUAGCCCGUAUAAUAUUAAAAGAGGUGGAAGAUUAACCGUAGAAGGUUUGAAGAGUUUAAGUGCCUUAAGGUAUAAUCUUCAUCCACCAAAAGCAGGUGCUGGUCCAGGAAUCAAAGGACUUCGGCCAAAAUCACCUCCAGUCAGGAUAUUUAUCCUCGGCGCCAGAGCAGAGUCAUCUCUCCCACGAGACGUCUGGAUGCAGCUAGCUUAUUUAUUUCCUCGUACUGUCUUUCACAUAAUUUUUAUUGGCCCAGAGAGUAUGACGAACCGAGACGACGAAUUUCCACUACCCGAGAGGACUCCCAGUAACCCCUUUGGUGUAAUUGUAGAAGAUCGAAUCUCCCCACAAUUGAAGGUUAGCACGUAUGUGGAAUAUUACCAAACCCUUCAUAAUGCAGGUCAUUUCUAUCCUUACGAUCCUUAUUUUGAUUGCUUUAUGUUAUUUCACCCCGGUCUUGGUCAUCCUGCAGGGUCUUACGAAUGGCAAAAAUCAUUACCACUUCUACUUGAAACCAAGGUGCCUAUACUAGCGACAGGCUACACACAAUACGACAUGGAGCGAGAUUACGAUUGGGUAAAAAAAAAUUCACACGGUGAAGUUGAUAUUUUAAUGGAACCGGGUGAGAACAGAUUUAGGAGCCUAAGAUGGGACAUCAAUGAUCUAGAUCCUCAAGAUAUAAGUUGUGGGAAUUGGGGAGUUUGGGGUUUCAGAGGUAAACGAUAUGAAGCUCAACGAAAAAAUAUUGAAGUCUAA